Diabrotica virgifera virgifera (western corn rootworm) is the source of this 822-nucleotide messenger RNA. RefSeq lists its product as uncharacterized. The transcript has 2 exons. The coding region runs from base 1 to 822 and encodes 273 amino acids. NCBI's taxonomy places the organism in Eukaryota, Metazoa, Arthropoda, Insecta, Coleoptera, Chrysomelidae. The record is from RefSeq and is a predicted model, not a curated record.
AUGCCUAUGAAAGCUUCUGAUAUUCGUCAAUUAUAUCGCAAAAGAGAUAUAAUUGAACAAAGAUUAAACAAUUUUAUUGAAUUUAUAGAGUCGAUGACAAAUAUCGCGAUUAAUGAUUUAAGCGAAGACCAUUUUUCGCAGAUAGAAUUGAAUACAGAAAGAACUGAAAGUUUGUUUACUGAAUUUGAUGAAAUCCAAAUGUCAAUUGAAUUAAAUUGUCAGCAUCAAGAUAUUCAACAAGAGUAUGCGAAAAGACAACGAUUAGAUACUAUAUUUUCAAAAACUUUGUCUAGAGCAAGAACGAUGUUAAAAAGAAAAUGUUCCGAUUUAUCCAGUUCACAGUCGAAAAGGUUAGAUAUAAACCAUGAAUAUAGUGGAUUAGAAGGUGUCAAAUUACCUCCUAUUCAGUUACCUGUCUUUCAUGGAGACUAUUUGAAGUGGAUUGAGUUUAAAGAUACUUUUGAAGGGUUAAUUCAUAAUAAUAAAGUAUUGGCAGAUAUUCAAAAAUAUCAUUAUUUACGUGCGAGUUUAAAAGAUGAUGCAUUGAAAAUUAUACAAAGUUUAGAUUUUUCUGCACAAAAUUACAAUUCUGCAUGGCAGACUCUAUGCAACAGAUUUGACAACUCUCGGAUGUUAGUAAACAAUCAUUUAAAAGCUCUUUUUGAGAUUGAAAAUUUAAAUAAAGAAUCUGCAUUAGGUCUUAGAAGCAUGAUAGAUUCAGUUAAAAAGCAUUUAUUCGCUUUAAAAUCACUUCAACUACCGACUGAACAUUGGGAUGCUAUUAUGGUUUAUUUGUCCAUUCUAUCAGAAGUUUGUCCAUAA